UCUUAUGAUUUUGCUCCAGGAUUGAAAGAUUUUCUAAGCUCUGCUGUGUCCGAAAUGUCAGCAGCUUUGCCUAUUACAAGGAAGCGUAAAAGGUCAGCCUCCGAUUAUCCUUCCACUAGCUAUAAGUUUGUUAAACUAGAUGUUACAGAUACUGGUUCGGUUGAUUUGUCCUCUGAAGGUGAGUUAUUGUCUGAUGAUCAGGAGUCAGUAUCUGAUCAGGAUACAGAUUUUUUUUUUCUUUUGUAUUUAAACAUCUUUGCUCUCUUCUCAGAGAAGUGUUAUGUACUUUAGGGGUUUAGGAUCCUAAGGUAUCUGAGGACAAGUCUGUUAAUCAAUUGGAUUUGAUUUUUAAACCUGCAGUGCUGCUAAAUCCCAAAAUGUUUCUCCUGUUCCUUGUGCUAUCUCUGAGCUAGUCUCUGAGGGGCGAUUUAGGCCAGGCAGUUCUUUUAAUCCUUCCUUAAAGGGAUAGUAAACACCAAAAAUGUUAUUGCUUAAAAAGAUAGAUAAUCCCUUUAUUUACCAUCCCCCAGUUUUGCAUAACCAACACUGUUAUAGUAAUAUUUUUCCCUCUGUGAUUACCUUGUAUCUAAGCUUCUGCAGACUGCCUCCUUAUCUCAGAUCUUUUGACAAAGUUGCAUUUCAAGCAAUUAGUGCUGACUCUUAAAUAACUCCAUGUGCAUUAGCACAAUGUUAGCUAUAUGAAAAACAUGAACUAACACCCUUUAGCUGUGAAAAACUGUUAAUGCAUUCAGAUAAGAGGCGGCCUUCAAGGUCUUAGAAAUUAGCAUAUAAGUCUACAACUUUCAACUAAGAAUAUUAAGAGAACAAAGCAAUUUUGAUGAUAAAAGUAAAUUAGAAAGUUGUUUAAAAUUACACGCCCUAUCGUACUCAUGAAAGUUUAAUUACAAGUUAACAUAAAACUCAUAACUAAAGUGUUAAAAAGUACACUAACACCCAUAAACUACCAAUUAACCCCUAAACCGAGGCCCUCCCGCAUCAAAAACACUAUAAUAAAUGUAUUAACCCCUAAUCUGCCGCUCCCGACAUCACAUCCACUAAUAAAAUGUAUUAACCCCUAUUCCGCCGCUCCCCGACAUCGUGACCACUAUGCUAAAGUUAUUAACCCCUAAACCUCUGCCCUCCCGCAUCAAAAACACUAUUUAAAUAUUAUUAACCCCUAAUCUGCCGUCCGCCCACAUCGCCCCCACUAUACUAAAGUUAUUAAGCCCUACACCGCCGCCACUAUAAUAAACCUAUUAACCCCUAAACUGCAAGCCCCCGCACAACGAAAUAUACUAAAUUAAACUAUUAACCCUUAAACCGAAUGCCCCCCACAUCGAAAUAAACUAAAUUAAACUAAUCACCCCUAAACCUAACAACCCAAAACUUUAUAUUAAAUUUACAAUUUCCCUAGCUUAAAUUAAAUUACAAGAAUUAUUGACAACAGCUUUAGACAGAGAAGUUAUCAAUGAAAAAGAAUAUGAUUUUCUGUUUAAAACCAACUCAAAAACUCCAAUUUUUUAUUUUUUGCCAAAGUUACACAAAAAUCCUCUACAACCCCCAGGUCGCCCAAUCAUCAGUGGCAUAGAUUCAUUAACUUCUAAUUUAUCUGCAUUUAUAGAUUAUUUUUUACAGCCUUAUGCACAAAAUUCAAAAUCAUAUUUAAAAGACACCACCAGUGUACUCAACAUUAUUAAACAAUUAGAAUGGAAACCUGAUUUUCUAUGGGCUACCAUGGACGUUACAUCAUUAUAUUCCAUAAUAGACCAUCAAAAAGGUCUAACAGCCAUCAAAUGGAAACUAACCCAAGAUCCUAAUUUAUCUGAAAAAAUGUUAGAUUUUAUUUUGGUAGCUAUAGAUUUCAUGUUAACCCAUAAUUUUUUCUGGUUCAAUGAUUCACAAUAUUUACAAAUUUGUGGUACCGCCAUGGGCACCAGGUUCGCCCCCAGCUACGCCAACAUUUAUAUGGACCAUUUUGAACACCUUUAUGUAUGGUCCAAUGACGUGGCUGGGGCGAACCUGGUGACAUGGCGGAGGUACAUCGACCAUGUCCUCUGCAUUUGGAAGGGAAAUAUAGAAAAUUGCCAACAAUUUGUUAAUCAUUUAAACAAAAACAACAUGAACAUCAUUUUGACCCCAGAAAUAAAUAACACCAAAGCAAUCUUUUUAGAUUUGUCCAUCACAACGGUUGAUGGACAUAUACACACGAAAACACACUUUAAGGAAUGUGAUGCAAACACAUACAUUCAGCAUGACAGUCAACACCACCCAUCAUGGUUAAAGGCUAUUCCCAGAGGACAAUUCCAACGCAUCAGGAGAAAUUGUGAUAAAAUAGAAGAUUACGAGGAACAAUCAUUAUUACUUAAAAAGAGAUUUUUGCAAAAAGGCUACUCUUCAAGUAGUCUUGAGGUAGAUAGACAACUAAUUAAAAAUCAGGAUCGCAAUUUAAUUUUGGCAAAAAAUAAAACUACAACAAAUCAACAAUCUUCUUUCCCCAGAUUUGUCACAACAUUUAAUUCAGGGCACCAUCAAAUCAAUAAAAUAAUCAAAAAACACUGGCACAUUUUACAGAAUGACGAAUUCUUAAGUAAUAUUAUACCCAACAAACCCCAGAUCACAUAUAGAAGAGGUAGUAAUUUUAAACAAAAGUUGGCCCCUUCUUUAAUUAAAGGCAUGGCCCCCAAACCACCUUUAAGUAUAUCUAACUUACAAGGUUUCUAUACAUGUGGAAAAUGUAAAGGAUGCAAUUACACAAAAAGAACUCACAAAUCUUUUACUUCCUUUGUAACGGGAAAGACCUAUAUAAUUAAACAUUUUAUUACAUGCAAGACUCAGAACGUGAUCUAUUUAUUACAAUGCAACUGUCAGAUCCAAUAUUUAGGACAAACAACCAGAUUUCUCAAGACCCGUAUCUUAGAACACCUUAACAAAAUAGAGAAGAGACAUGAAGAUCAUGGUGUCCCUUUACAUUGCAACACUUGCACCAAAUUUGAUUUUAAGAAUUUUUCAUGGAUAGGGAUAGAAAAGGUAACCACUCACUGGAGAGGAGGGAAUUUGGAAGAUGAGUUAAACAGGAGAGAACUAUGGUGGAUUCACACACUAAGAACUUACAAUCAUUGGGGGCUCAAUAAAGAUAUUCGAAUAGCAGCUUUUAUCUAAACUAAUUCCAUUAGGGAUAGAGAAUUCUUUAAACACAAGGUUCUAAUAUAUGAAGUAAUUAUUUACUACUGUUAAGUUUAUUAGUUAUUUAUUUAGUUACAUAUAAUAUUACUUUAUUGAGUUCACUAUUUAUUUUCUUUUCUUUCUUUUCAUUUUUAAUUCACACAAGUUAGGAAGAUAAUUAUUUUCGCAAUUAGUAUUGUAUUAAAUUAUAUUUUGCACAUUUUUUCACAUCAUAUUUAAAUUAGAUAACACAAAAAUUAAGGUAAACCAAAAAAUUGCAAAUAUAUUUUACAAAUUUAUUCAUAUUUAAAUUAGAUAACACAAAAUAUGAAAUACCUUUAAACUGCACACAUAACUUCACUGUUUUAUUUAUCCUUUAACGUAGCUAUGCUAUAAGGUUAUGGUAAACCGUUAAAUAUAAGGUCACUAUUCUUAUCCAUAUAUGAGUUGAACGGACAAAUGCUGCCCUCUCUAAAUUUUCUCGAUGGGUUUUAUAAUAUAAAGAGAAACUUUUUAAAUUCCUUUUUCAUAUGAUUCAAAUUGAUAAUGCGGUCUUUAAUGUGUUUGCAAAGUAUUUAUAUUGUAUAUACCAUUGCAUAAAUGUCUACGUUACUGAGUUAUAUGUAAUUUAAGGCUGCCGCAAAAGUCUUUUUAAUAGAAACUUUGGACAGUACCAUUUAGUGACUAGAAUUAAAUCUCCAUUUACAUGUAUUAAAGUCCGCACAGUGCAAAACAUCUUUGCACAUAUUUCUUAUGUUAUCAAAUUAUAUAUAAAAUUGCCAUAAACCAACUAGAUAACAUUCAAUUGUAUUGGUGAUUAGAAUGGAUACUGCCGCUAUUCUAUUUUUUCUAUUCAUAGAAUGUAAGAUCGUAAAUCCCUAUAACGGAACAUUUGGUUAAAGCCACAAGGAAAAACGUCCUCACAGAUUGGUCAGAAAUAACACGUGACUAGCGAGCCCACACGACGUCAUAGAUCAACGGAAAAUCUUCUAACAUCAUGGGAUUGGCUAAAAGUAUCACGUGAAUUUAAAGCGGACCUUAAAGGGAACUGAAACUCAAGGAAUACUCGAAUGGGGACUUAAUCUAACUCUGUCUUCUCAUUGGACAAAAAUGCAAAUUUCACUUUACUGCUGAUGAGGUUCCAAUCCUUUUCCAGCCCCUUGUUGAAAACCUCCUUGUUGUUGCCUUUGGAGAGGGACAUAUCACAGAGGGAUAUACCAUAGAAGCAGGACUCACGUUACUUAAGGAGUGAGUAUAUUGCACAUUAUUGCAACAGAUUUUAACUUGCACAUCAAGUCCAUUUCUAUCUAUUAUCAGAAACUUAUUAUUCCGCAAGACCAGCGCCAUCCAUUUCGUUUUGUCUAUUGCUUAUACAGUCCUUGGGGAGAGACUGAGGAAGGGCAGCGGUCACUUUAUUUAACAAGGAGAGUAUUGUUUUUAGUACAUUGUGUUGAGCAUAUUUUCUGUUAACAUCUAUUUGUUUGCUACACACAUCUUUGCACAGUUGUUCAUUUAUUUUUCUCCUACAUGGCUAAAAACACUCUCAAUGACUGGAGAGCGGCAAGACAAAAUAAAUACAAUAAUGCUUUUAAAGAAAAUUCACACCCUAGUUCCAACUGGGAAACCAUUAUAUCUAAACUAGAGAAAUUAUAUGUCAAAGAAACAAAAAGAUGGUGGGAAACCACCUUCCUUAGCCGCUAUUUAAAUGAAAAUCUAGUUCCUAGAGGAUUAAGAGUUUACAAAAUUCCAGCUUUUGGUAUGAAUGACAAAAUUUUCCUAGAUAAAUGGAAUGCUGCAUUACACAAAUGCUCAACAGAGUUGGUUAGUUUACUAUACGAAUCACAAGACAUUAGCUUAAAAAAUAUAGAGAAAGAAAUAAUAGCUCUUGAAAAUGAAUUGGACACUUUUUUAUCAGAUAAACGUUGUUUAGAUAAAUUUGAAGAAAUAAAAAGUAAUGCUAAACAAUUAGAUGACCAAAUUGGGAACUCCAAAUACAAAAAAUAUCUCAGGGACAAAGAUGAUUUUGAUAAGGGCAUACAAUAUGUCCAAAUGCAAGAAGAAAAUUCUAAUAUACAAAAUAAUUUUGCUAAAGGUCCCCACAAUAAACACUCCUUUAGUGGAGAUAAACAGCACAUUGGUAAUAAACCAUGGGAAAAAAACAGAGUUAAUUACAGGACCCAACAGGGAUCAAACAGACAGUCAAAUCAUUAUGACCAAAAUUAUGAUCAACAUAAUGGAGAUAGGGAAACCUAUAAUAGACAUACAAAUAGUAAUUCAUACAGGAAUUAUGAUGCCAAACAGGAAAAUAGAAAUACAUACAAUUAUGACAAUAGAGCACAUCAUAAAGAUUCUUACCCUUUUCCAUCCAAUCAAAAUUGGGACAAACACAAAUCAACACCCCACACCAAUCAACAUUGGCCUCAAAACAACAGAUUUGCCCCUCUACAGAAGGACAGCCCCAAUACACCAGUAGACAGACACACUCCACAGUUCAGGAAUCAAGACAGCCCCAUCGCAUCAACAGAAAGAUACACCCCACAUUUCAGGAAUCAGGACAACAGGUCCAACCCAAGAAAACGAGAAAGGACACCAAUUCAGUUAGAGGGAGAAGGGGAGGUGGAGGCAAGACACAUGAGAAAAAGACAUUUUUAAGUAAGAUAUAUAAUUUGUCAUCACAGCCAAUCAGUGAACAAGAAACACGGGUAUUAGCCAAAGGACUUAAAUUUGUCCCAACCCAAGGAGUAAAUACUUUUCAAUUAUUCAUAGACGCUCAGAAAUUCAUCAGGAAUUUAACUAUUAAACGUUUCUUUAUUAAAAAAGAAACUUUAAGCUAUACACCUCCUGAGAGUGACCCGAGGACUAAAUUUAAAAAUCCAUCAAAAUUUUAUCCCAGUCAUUUCAAAGGGCCUUGUAUAGAUGUCUUUGGGAAACUAAUUAUGAAAGACAUAGAAAAUUUGAGACACCAACCCAAACACUAUAAUCUAUCUAAAACAGAAUCUGAAAUUUUAAAAGUACUUAACAAGAGAGAGGACAUCGUUAUAAAGGAAGCUGAUAAGGGGGAGGGGUAGUCAUUAUGGAUAGAGCCUUUUACUUACAAGAAGCCAACAGAAUUCUAUCAGACACUAACACUUACCAUAUUCUAAACCACUCCCCCAAAAAAGAAUUCAGUCAGGAAUUACAAGAAUUAUUGACAACAGCUUUAGACAGAGAAGUUAUCAAUGAAAAAGAAUAUGAUUUUCUGUUUAAAACCAACUCAAAAACUCCAAUUUUUUAUUUUUUGCCAAAGUUACACAAAAAUCCUCUACAACCCCCAGGUCGCCCAAUCAUCAGUGGCAUAGAUUCAUUAACUUCUAAUUUAUCUGCAUUUAUAGAUUAUUUUUUACAGCCUUAAGCACAAAAUUCAAAAUCAUAUUUAAAAGACACCACCAGUGUACUCAACAUUAUUAAACAAUUAGAAUGGAAACCUGAUUUUCUAUGGGCUACCAUGGACGUUACAUCAUUAUAUUCCAUAAUAGACCAUCAAAAAGGUCUAACAGCCAUCAAAUGGAAACUAACCCAAGAUCCUAAUUUAUCUGAAAAAAUGUUAGAUUUUAUUUUGGUAGCUAUAGAUUUCAUGUUAACCCAUAAUUUUUUCUGGUUCAAUGAUUCACAAUAUUUACAAAUUUGUGGUACCGCCAUGGGCACCAGGUUCGCCCCCAGCUACGCCAACAUUUAUAUGGACCAUUUUGAACACCUUUAUGUAUGGUCCAAUGACGUGGCUGGGGCGAACCUGGUGACAUGGCGGAGGUACAUCGACCAUGUCCUCUGCAUUUGGAAGGGAAAUAUAGAAAAUUGCCAACAAUUUGUUAAUCAUUUAAACAAAAACAACAUGAACAUCAUUUUGACCCCAGAAAUAAAUAACACCAAAGCAAUCUUUUUAGAUUUGUCCAUCACAACGGUUGAUGGACAUAUACACACGAAAACACACUUUAAGGAAUGUGAUGCAAACACAUACAUUCAGCAUGACAGUCAACACCACCCAUCAUGGUUAAAGGCUAUUCCCAGAGGACAAUUCCAACGCAUCAGGAGAAAUUGUGAUAAAAUAGAAGAUUACGAGGAACAAUCAUUAUUACUUAAAAAGAGAUUUUUGCAAAAAGGCUACUCUUCAAGUAGUCUUGAGGUAGAUAGACAACUAAUUAAAAAUCAGGAUCGCAAUUUAAUUUUGGCAAAAAAUAAAACUACAACAAAUCAACAAUCUUCUUUCCCCAGAUUUGUCACAACAUUUAAUUAAGGGCACCAUCAAAUCAAUAAAAUAAUCAAAAAACACUGGCACAUUUUACAGAAUGACGAAUUCUUAAGUAAUAUUAUACCCAACAAACCCCAGAUCACAUAUAGAAGAGGUAGUAAUUUUAAACAAAAGUUGGCCCCUUCUUUAAUUAAAGGCAUGGCCCCCAAACCACCUUUAAGUAUAUCUAACUUACAAGGUUUCUAUACAUGUGGAAAAUGUAAAGGAUGCAAUUACACAAAAAGAACUCACAAAUCUUUUACUUCCUUUGUAACGGGAAAGACCUAUAUAAUUAAACAUUUUAUUACAUGCAAGACUCAGAACGUGAUCUAUUUAUUACAAUGCAACUGUCAGAUCCAAUAUUUAGGACAAACAACCAGAUUUCUCAAGACCCGUAUCUUAGAACACCUUAACAAAAUAGAGAAGAGACAUGAAGAUCAUGGUGUCCCUUUACAUUGCAACACUUGCACCAAAUUUGAUUUUAAGAAUUUUUCAUGGAUAGGGAUAGAAAAGGUAACCACUCACUGGAGAGGAGGGAAUUUGGAAGAUGAGUUAAACAGGAGAGAACUAUGGUGGAUUCACACACUAAGAACUUACAAUCAUUGGGGGCUCAAUAAAGAUAUUCGAAUAGCAGCUUUUAUCUAAACUAAUUCCAUUAGGGAUAGAGAAUUCUUUAAACACAAGGUUCUAAUAUAUGAAGUAAUUAUUUACUACUGUUAAGUUUAUUAGUUAUUUAUUUAGUUACAUAUAAUAUUACUUUAUUGAGUUCACUAUUUAUUUUCUUUUCUUUCUUUUCAUUUUUAAUUCACACAAGUUAGGAAGAUAAUUAUUUUCGCAAUUAGUAUUGUAUUAAAUUAUAUUUUGCACAUUUUUUCACAUCAUAUUUAAAUUAGAUAACACAAAAAUUAAGGUAAACCAAAAAAUUGCAAAUAUAUUUUACAAAUUUAUUCAUAUUUAAAUUAGAUAACACAAAAUAUGAAAUACCUUUAAACUGCACACAUAACUUCACUGUUUUAUUUAUCCUUUAACGUAGCUAUGCUAUAAGGUUAUGGUAAACUGUUAAAUAUAAGGUCACUAUUCUUAUCCAUAUAUGAGUUGAACGGACAAAUGCUGCCCUCUCUAAAUUUUCUCGAUGGGUUUUAUAAUAUAAAGAGAAACUUUUUAAAUUCCUUUUUCAUAUGAUUCAAAUUGAUAAUGCGGUCUUUAAUGUGUUUGCAAAGUAUUUAUAUUGUAUAUACCAUUGCAUAAAUGUCUACGUUACUGAGUUAUAUGUAAUUUAAGGCUGCCGCAAAAGUCUUUUUAAUAGAAACUUUGGACAGUACCAUUUAGUGACUAGAAUUAAAUCUCCAUUUACAUGUAUUAAAGUCCGCACAGUGCAAAACAUCUUUGCACAUAUUUCUUAUGUUAUCAAAUUAUAUAUAAAAUUGCCAUAAACCAACUAGAUAACAUUCAAUUGUAUUGGUGAUUAGAAUGGAUACUGCCGCUAUUCUAUUUUUUCUAUUCAUAGAAUGUAAGAUCGUAAAUCCCUAUAACGGAACAUUUGGUUAAAGCCACAAGGAAAAACAUCCUCACAGAUUGGUCAGAAAUAACACGUGACUAGCGAGCCCACACGACGUCAUAGAUCAACGGAAAAUCUUCUAACAUCAUGGGAUUGGCUAAAAGUAUCACGUGAAUUUAAAGCGGACCUUAAAGGGAACUGAAACUCAAGGAAUACUCGAAUGGGGACUUAAUCUAACUCUGUCUUCUCAUUGGACAAAAAUGCAAAGUAAUUCACUGAUUGGUCACUUUUAUUGUUCAUGUUUAUGCCGAACCAAAUAUAAAGUUAACAUUUCAAAGUUAAAUGAGAGACAUAAAAAGAUUUAAUAAUUUUUAAAAAUAAGGUUGCGCCUAAACAUCUAGUAGGAAUUUGUACUUUUAUUUCUGUUUCUAUCAUGUGAGUCCAAUUUCCUGCCACAGACAGGAAAUUGGAACAUCGAUACAUUUGUAUAAA
Messenger RNA from Bombina bombina (fire-bellied toad), 9416 nucleotides. RefSeq lists its product as uncharacterized. The record is from RefSeq and is a predicted model, not a curated record. The transcript is spliced from 2 exons. The coding region runs from base 4690 to 5814 and encodes 374 amino acids. NCBI's taxonomy places the organism in Eukaryota, Metazoa, Chordata, Amphibia, Anura, Bombinatoridae.